This is a messenger RNA of Thamnophis sirtalis, 4410 nucleotides long. RefSeq names its product von Willebrand factor C domain containing 2 like (gene VWC2L). Gene Ontology annotation, molecular function: protein binding. Gene Ontology annotation, cellular component: AMPA glutamate receptor complex. The record is from RefSeq and is a predicted model, not a curated record. Gene Ontology annotation, biological process: negative regulation of BMP signaling pathway. Lineage: Eukaryota; Metazoa; Chordata; Lepidosauria; Squamata; Natricidae.
AUGCUAUCCAGGAUACUGAAUAUUGCUGAAAGUUGUUGUUGUGAUUAAGAGCCACAAGGUCCCCAUUGCUUUAUCUGGGGACGAGCUUCUAGAAAGCAGCAUAGCCCGGUGAUGCUGCUGCUGCUGACUGCAUUUCAGUCUGGAUUGGCUCUGAGCUCUAGCAUGUUGGUGCUGCUUCUGGAACUGGAAGCAUAGCGUCUCCUCCACCCUUCUGUGCCUUUCUGCUGAUAUACAGAAAAUAGUCAUUUAGAGGGAUUUUUUUAAAAAUUUUAUUUUUUGAUGGACCUGAAGACUGCAACCAAGGAAACAGAUGUUUAAAAAUACUAGAAGGAUGAUUCUUUUAUUUUUUGUUUUUAUUAUUUUGUUCUGGACUCUUAUUUUGUAUGAAGCAGUCUCAUCCUUGGAUCCUCUUAUGACGGAUGGCUUUGAAUUUUGAACAGUUGGCUAAAGCUUACAUCUCUUGGGUAUUUGCUGAUGUUCUUCUGUGACAUGGGAGGCUUUAGAACAAAAUGUUUUUUUCAUAAUUCUCCCUUACCAAUAUAAUUAAGAAGAGGGUUUUUUUUUCUACUAUACUGCUGAAGUGAAAAUCCAUUGUGGUUUGUGAUUCUUCCUACCAUUCACUCUAGUGCACCACAUUGGCCUCUCCAUGGAAGCAUCCAUACAUAUCUGAUAUAAGGACCAUUCUCAGAAGCUCAGGAGGGGGAAUGGCUCUUCAUAUUCAUGAAGCCUGCCUAUUUCUGUUGCUAAUUCCUUCUUUGGUCACUCCAGCUGCUUUCAAUCAUGAAGACUACCCUGCAGAUGAAGGUGAUCAGGUUUCAAAUAAUGAUAAUAAUCUGAUUUUUGAUGACUAUCGGGGGAAAGGAUGUGUAGAUGACAGUGGUUUUGUAUACAAACUUGGGGAGCGUUUUUUCCCUGGCCACUCCAACUGUCCGUGUGUUUGUACCGAGGAUGGGCCUAUUUGUGAUCAACCAGAGUGCCCCAAAAUCCACCCAAAGUGUACUAAAGUAGAACACAAUGGAUGCUGUCCAGAAUGCAAAGAAGUGAAGAACUUUUGUGAAUACCAUGGGAAAAGUUACAAAAUCCUAGAGGAGUUUAAGCCCUCGCCAUGUGAAUGGUGCCGUUGUGAGCCCAGCAAUGAAGUUCACUGUGUUGUAGCAGAUUGUGCCGUCCCUGAAUGUGUCAACCCAGUCUAUGAGCCAGAACAGUGUUGUCCAGUCUGCAAAAAUGGUCCAAACUGCUUUGCAGGAACCACCAUCAUCCCGGCUGGCAUCGAAGUCAAAGUGGACGAGUGCAACAUCUGUCACUGCCAUCACGGGGACUGGUGGAAACCCGCCCAGUGCUCCAAGCGUGAAUGCCAAGGCAAGGCGGCUGCGUAGGGCAAAGCUUCCAGCAAUGACCUUUGCACCCCCAUUGUGACAGCUUCCCAAGCUGAAUCUGCCAGCUGCAGUUGGGUCACCAGCAAAACCUUUUAGGGUUAAAUGAGACAAUUUUACCUGUGAGCUUCUUAUCUUCAUCUCUUUUCCUCUCUGAAAACAAACCUAUGGAGCUUGACAUUAUAGCAAGCGACACAGGUUGGUCAACUAGCUUAGGAAUGGAACUUUCUACAGAGCUUCUUCUGGUAAGGGUUUAUGUUUUCUCCACCACGUGGGGAUAAUUGAAAAGAAAAAUGUAUGCUCUAAUUUUGAUAGGAAACAAGCUGAAGCCAACCAGUGUAAGCAGUCAAUAUUCAUCCAAGAGAUUAUACAACCUAAGAAAAUCAAACUCUUAAGAUCAGCACUCAACAACACAUCCCAGUGUCACUUGGUUCCAUCAUCAUUUUCCCCACCUCUUUGAUUCUAGGAAAGGGGGAAAGAAACUGCAGCUUCCUAGAGAGUCGCCUUUCCCGAACGCAUCAGACUCAAGAUCCCCAUUCAGGUUAAUUUUAGUGGCAAUUCCUGCCCUCUUUGGCCUCUCUCCAUCUUUGAAUAAUCUCAGCAUGAAUGUAGAAAUCAGCUGGUUCUUAGGAGAUCAUAUGUCCAUCUCUACUGGAAGAAAUCAUCCGAUAGAGUUGCAAUUCAUGACUAUCCAAGUGUUAAUUAUCAGCACAAAUAUAUUUUAAAACAGUUAAUGCUGAAUAACAUUCCUAUAAAUUGGAUGGGGUGGGGGAAUCACACAAAAGAUUUAUUUCACCAGGAUGCCUGGAAAUCAAGACACAAUGUAAUCCCAUAUUUUAUUUUAUUUUUGGCUUAAGAGCCCAAAGAAAAUUAACUGUGAAAGUUUCCUGAAUUAAAUUUAUGUUUUUCAUUUUUCUUUUCAGUAUUCAUUUCUAAUUCCAACGAAGAAGUCCUCCUUGUUUGAGCUUACAUGCAUAUAUUUGGGGCUAAAUUAAUAGGGACAACUUUUUGCCAUUGUUCCAUUUCUUCUUAGGUAAAAUAUCUCAUGAAAAAAACAUAAUGUUCCAAAUCUAUUUUAAAUUUUUCAAUUUCUUGGAAGAAAUUGAGAUCAUUUCCUAUACAAUAAUUUUAGACAUUAGUAUAAAUAUGUUCCAUGGAGAGAAAAUUGUGUUAACUGGAAAACAACUGAAACACCAAAGUCCCAGAAAUAUGUAUUAUGUGAUGAAAUUUUGCACCUAUCAUCAACCAUUUUAUUAGGUAGGGAAAUGGAGUCACACCCCCCUGUUUCUGCAACCUGCCUAGAAAAGAUGUAAGCAAGGAUGUUAACUAUGGAACAGAAAUAGGUUUUUGCAUAUUGUUUCUCCAGAAAUGCAGACUGACAUUAUGCCAAACAUAAUAUAACACCCCCAAUCUCCCCACCCCCCUCUUUUUAAAUCCAGGCUCCAUCUGGAUAAGACUUAAAAUAAACGAAAUGUUGCUUACCUUUGUGUUAAGAGAUUAUGCUGCAUACAUAAAGUGCAGAUAAUUGUAUGAGUAGAAUUGGACAAUAAAUCAAGGCAAUAUACCCUAUGAACAAAAGUAUAAAAGGUGAAAUUAAUAGCUACUUAAUUAUGGAAGCAGUAAUGGGUGAAAAUUAAGCUUGAACUUCCAUAUUUUAGCAAUUAAAAUAAAUUGUGACAAAGGUUCACUUGAAUUGUGAUCUUCUCCUUUGGUUUGGAUCUAUUCUCUAUAGUUGCCAUUUGUUUUUAGUUAUGUGGAAAGACCAGUUGUGGCUCCCCCGCCUUUUACAUAAUUUGACCAAAAGACUGUAUGAAAUAAAAGGAAAGACCAAAUGCCAUGUAAGUUUUGAGUAGCAUGUUACCUCAAGCAUUGUGGAUUCUCAUCCAUAAGCUUUUUUCUGUGUUUAAUGCCCUUGAUAUAAAGCACUGAGAUAAAAGUGGUGCCCUGUGAUAUGAACAAGCUGAUUUGGCUUUUUCUCAAACUAAUAGAAAGCCUCAAAGCAUCAAUACUUGGACACAAGAGGGAUCUGCAUUUGCUCUGCUCAUCUAACGUCAUAUCAGGCAACUCUUCAUUAAUAAACUAAUUUGAACAAUGGUUGGCAGCUGUGUUCAAGAAUUCAUGAAUGCAGAUUAGUAAAUUAUUCAGGUAUAAUUUUUCAGAGAUCUCCUCACUUUCCCAUUCCAUGACAGAUUCAUUUUCUGUUUUUGCUUCCUUCGAAAUACAAAUAAACUAAAGCAGAUCUUUGAAUAAGAAAUAAAUGACAUUCCUGGGCUUUUGAAAACCAGGACAAGGCUAAGUAGGGCUAGAAAGCAUUGCAGCCUAUGUUUUAUUGACAAAUUCCAGAAUCUUUGGAAGAAAAGAGAAAAAAAUGAUUGGCUAAGAUCCAUCAAAAGACAAGCCUACUAGAAGUGGUUCAGAGAAUUUAUUGGAGUCGAGAAGUCUGAAUUCACACAAAAUAAACUUUGUACGGAAGAACACACUGGAAGCUAUCACUUGCAGACAAGAUCUUUAUUAAGAAAAAGUCUGGGUCUGGGAUUUAAUUACCAUAAGCUGCUUUAAGGAGCCCUUUAUAAUACCAUAAUUUUUUGACAAAGUGAUUCAAAGUUGCAAGCUUAUAAUUUGGAAAGGAGCAUUUGUGCAUGUCAAAAGCUCAUUUGUGGAGCUUCGUGAAGGCUUAAGCCAAAGUUAGAGUAUCUAUUGUGGAGCUUUGCUAGAACCCCAAUUUGAGAGACAUAACACUCUUUUGAAAGAAGGUAUUUAAAAAGUUCUCACUUAUGCAGGAGGAGGAGGAGGCACCGUUUUACACCACCAUGCAAAUGUAGUGAUUAAGGCAUCCGGCUAGAAAGCAGGAGACCCAACAUCCUAGUCCCUCAUAGGCACAAAGUCAGCUGGGCGAUUUGGGCCAGUCCCUUCCUUUCAGCCCUGAGAGGCAAAUGGCAAAAGACUUGAAAAAUCUUCUCCAGCCUUUUUAAGAGUUUUAUAUUUUUUCAUUUUCAUAUAAAUAACCACAUGUAUACCAUUACAUCAAUACUAUUUU